Molecule: messenger RNA, 1042 nt
Organism: Orussus abietinus
Lineage: Eukaryota; Metazoa; Arthropoda; Insecta; Hymenoptera; Orussidae
Product: CD59 glycoprotein
Exons: 4
Coding region: 139-570 (143 amino acids)
Source: RefSeq, a predicted model, not a curated record
UCUUACUUCGUGGAUAUUACUGACACGAGUCCCACCCUUUUUCUAUCACGAAAGUAAUGUCAGCGUCAGUGACUAAGUACAUACUCAAUUGUUUGAAUGAAUGUUGACAUUUAGGAUUAUCACUACAUUUCUUUACAAAUGGCUAAGUGCCUUGUAGUGAUACUCUCGAUUCUGUACUUUUGCUACCUAGGCAACGCCCUAGAAUGCUAUGUGUGCACUAAUCAGGAGGAUAAUAAGGAGAAGUGCAUAAAAAGCAUAAAAACGUGCGAACAAGGCGAAGACGUAUGUCUGACGGAGAUAGCAUGGGGAAGUACACCGUACUGGUCUCAGGGCACCAAGAAGCAAUAUUACAUUUCAAAGCGUUGCUCCACUAAAAAGAACUGCGAACGAGUCAGGCGUAACAACAUGCCCGAUUGCACUCACAUUUGGUAUCAAGAUUGGAAAUGUUCGGAGUGCUGCAAAGGGGACCGUUGUAAUUAUUAUAUCAUCUCUGGUAGCGGUAGGACAGGAAUUUGCCUGGUAACGAUACUAGCAGUUCUUUUGCCCAUGUUUCAUUGGAGCAUUCAAUAACGUACGUCCUGACUGUACAGAAUCCACUCCUACCGCAUGACACGGUCAUGCCGAGUGCUAUAUGCACUAUAUUUUAGAAUGCAGGAGCUAACGCCCAUAUUGAAAGUCUCGCGACUACCUACACAGUGUACCUGUGCAUUUCACAAGAUCAUUCCAUUAACCACAAGGGCAAAAAAAGAAUCUAGUAAGAUUGGUACCACGCCGGCUACUACCGGUUCAGCGAGCCAAGCGUGAUACCUAGCUUUUAAACCUUUUUUUUACAAUUUUAUACAGUAUGUACUGCAUGACUACAUACUUAGCUAUAAGAUCUAGUUUUACGACUGCUAGAUGGAGCGUGAAGUUACGUUCGCGUUGGAACUGCGCCCGUCUAGCAAUAUCAAUUUUAAUUACCAAAUAUGCGCCGACACGUUUUUAAUCCGUGAAGUACAACUCGGUCCGUCCAAUUUUAAAUAAAUAUACCAUGUUUUUUAAA